AUGCCCGACUCGCGCAGCAGCGGGCAUCUCGGCCGCCGGCUGAGUUCAAGGGGUUUUUCUCCUGCUUCAGGCGAACGGAGUGACAGGAGCACAAGCCAAUCUCCUUCUCGUGUGUCUGGGGGCCCCCUGAGUCCUCUGGGGGCCCUUCGUGAGUCUUCCAGCGCGUUUGAGGGCGCAGACGAAGGCAUUUCUGUUGUCAGCACCAUUGCUCAGCGAGGUGUCCGUACACCGCAGCAUUGUGAAUCCCCUAGUGGUGGUGGUGGUGCCUGUGGCGGAGGUGCUGGUGCUUCUAGCUCUGCUGCUGCAGCACCAAGUGUAGCGAAGCGUAUUGCUUUCGCUUGUGUAGCGUUAUCAUCUUAUGUCUUGUUGUCUAUUCUAACUGUCUUCUGGACGAAGCAUCUGGUUGGAGGGAAGGUUCCUAUUCCUUUGUUUUUAUCAUGGGUUCAGCAAGCAGUAGGAUUGGUGUUAUAUUCGGGUGUAUCUGCAGCUGUAGCUGCUGUUUGUAACGAUCGAUGGGCGAGGGUACAGGUUAGCGUCUAUCAGGUUGCCCGAUCUUUAACUCUUGUAUUUUCUUUACUUCUUUCUGUUUGCUGGCUUAAGCAAAGAGUUACAAAAGGAGAAGCAGCUGCAUGCAUUCUUGUAGCUCUAGGUUUUGCUUUAAUGACAGCUGUGGGAUCCGAUCCCGCCUUCUUAAGCGGCUUCUUCUUAGGUGCUCUUGCUUCUCUCUUUCAAGCAACUUACACUGUACAUAUGAAGGCUACUCUAUUAUUUAUUCAGCAGCAGACAUGUCAGUACACCCCAAGCAUCAGCAAAACAAACGCAGCAUACCAAGCCCUUACAAACGAUGCUGCAGCUAAUGCAGCAGCAACAGACGACCCUCCACCAGACGCAGCAGCAACACCCAAUGCAGCAGCAGCAGCAGCAGCAGCAGCAGCAGCAGCAACGAACACCGCGCCUUCAUCACCAUCUGAAGCAGCAGCGGCAGAAGAUAAGCAGCACAAAAGAAAUAUAAUGAAUGCAUCUUCUCCUAGAAAUGCAAUUGUAGAUCUCGAGGCCUCUGGUGCUGCUGGCGCCCUCAGAGACGCAAAGUGGAGCUUCACUGAGUCGCCCGACAGCAGCAGCAGCAGCCUGCAGCAGCAGCAGCAGCAGCAGCAGCAACAGCAGCAGCAGGAGCAGCAGCAGGAAGGAAGGAAAGGGCGGCCUACGCGUUUAUCUAAUUUAGCAGAAAUAGAAUCUGUCUCCCCUUUAGUUGUGGCUGGGUCUCCUAAGCAUGAAGAGGGAGUCGUAACAUUUGUGCUGGGUACGAGUAUCUUCUGGACAGUUUCUUUAACGUCUCCUCUUUCUUUUUCUGUUGCUGGAUAUGUAAAGACCCUGCUGCAAGUUGCUGUUGCAAUGGCGGUGUGGGCAGCAGCAGCUGGUGCUGCAGCAGCAGAGGGUGCAGCAGCAGCUGGUGCUGCAGCAGCAGAUGGCGCAGCUGCAGCAGCAGCAGAUGGUGCAGCAGCAGCAGCAGCGGCAGCAGCUGGUGCUGCUGAGUUGCUGCAGUUGCUGCAGCUGCUGGUGCAGCUGCAGCAGGAGGGGGAGAAGCAGCAGCAGCAGAAGUAA
Messenger RNA from Eimeria acervulina, 1602 nucleotides. RefSeq names its product GDP-fucose transporter 1, putative. Gene Ontology annotation, molecular function: antiporter activity. Bases 1 to 1602 code for a protein of 533 amino acids. The record is from RefSeq and is a predicted model, not a curated record. Gene Ontology annotation, cellular component: Golgi apparatus. The transcript has 4 exons. Lineage: Eukaryota; Apicomplexa; Conoidasida; Eucoccidiorida; Eimeriidae.